CAGAGGGCCCAUUGGCUUUCAAUCUUAUCGUUGCCGCUAUGUGGAGUCCUACGAUUCGGGAAUGGGACGUGUUAGGCUCAGGUUAUCGUAUUGAGUUUGCUACUUGUUCGACUAGUUUUGUUUCGAAUAUGAAUCACUUCCUUUGGGCUGAUAACUGUUAUGUUUUGGCUCGGAGUCGGGGGGAACUCACUCGCAUGCUACGCGGUCUAGCUAUACAUCUACACGAAUACGGUGUGAAGUGGAAGGAGUCCAGUCUAUUGUACAUGGUGUUCGGUGCUGCUCCUCCGCGUGAUGCUGAAGGGGAAAUGCUGCCGUCUCUGGACCUGGUGUAUCAAAGACGAGUAGAUAUUCUGAUGAAUACGCUGGACGGCAUGCAGAGUAGGUAUUCGGUGAAUGUAUUCGGUGAGGCCUCCAGAGGCUGGCCGAGACUUCUUCCCUCAUUCGUUGUGUGAAUGGAACCAAAGGGCUGACUUGCUGACUCAUCAGGCCCGCCAGUGCCAAGUGUACGCCGAUUUCUUUUACCUCAGUGAUUUUGAAUCGCAGUGCUUUACUCCUUGCCUCAUCAAAGCUGGCCUUGAUGGGGGUGUGUGCAGCCGCGGAAGUGCCUGCGGCGCGUGGAUACAGAUCGAUCUGCGAAAUAAGUACAUCUUCUCGCGGACUGGCAUCACUUACAAGGAUGUGUAUCUCGCAGCAUGGUGUUUACCACCAAGUGCUACGGUGACAUGUACUGAUUUAUCAGCGGCGGAGCGCAUCUGUGAUGUGCCCCCACAGGUUGUGCAGAACUUCUUUGGUCAUUCGCACGUAUAAGCCACACUUGUUUUUCAUUUCUACCAUAUUCUUCUUUGCAUAUUCGAACAGCUUCGCUGUAUUGUUUGUUCUAUGUAUGGUCUUCAGUGUGCUUUUGCGUUUGAUGGUGUCAUUGCGUGCUUCUCAUUCUCUUUAUUCCAACAGCUUCGCUGAUGUGAGAUAAGAGCUGACUGCUUGCGUGGCAGAAAAGAGGCUCCGCUUCGCCGGAGACUUCGUUAGACCUGGCCUCAGCGGCCAAGAUGGUCCCAGCAAAGACGCAAACAAAAACCUGGUUGACGGUUUACCGCCGGCUACCAGUCUGCCCAGUCUCAGCCUGCAUCAGCCAUCAGCCUCAGCCUCAGCCUGAGCCUCAGCCUGCCU
This is a messenger RNA of Prorocentrum cordatum, 1167 nucleotides long. Lineage: Eukaryota; Dinophyceae; Prorocentrales; Prorocentraceae. The record is from the annotation of a GenBank genome assembly.